This is a messenger RNA of Arabis nemorensis, 264 nucleotides long. Lineage: Eukaryota; Viridiplantae; Streptophyta; Magnoliopsida; Brassicales; Brassicaceae. The record is from the annotation of a GenBank genome assembly.
AUGCCUUUGAAGCCAGACAAGAAGAUCUCGGAAAUUGAACAUACCGUGGCGAGUUUACAAAAGGAAAUAGGAGAGAUGAAACUGACGGCAGAGAGACAAAUGGGUGUGUUGGACAUGAUCGAAGAAGCGGUGGCUAAACAGAUGGAGAAGGAAGCCACGCGUACCUCGAUUCAUCUCAGCUCCCCACAAGCGACAUCAAAGCCUGCGAGAGGAUCGAGAAAAACGAUCGCCCACGAACCACUGGAACGGCCUGAGAUAUCCUGA